CUCAGCAAGGAGACGUGAACAGGCAAAUACUUGCAAUCCCAGAGAACAGGCCAUAGAGGCCAAAAGACGGGGGACAGAUCCAGAUGACUCAUUUGUGGUCAGGAACGUCAUCUCAAAAGCAUUGAUGCAUCUGAAGAACCUCAAAAUGGCUUCCAGCUUGGCAGACUGGUGAACCAUGGAAACCUGAAGGAAAGGAAUGCCAAAAUGGCAGUGCUCGAGGUGGAUGAGUCCCCUUUCCUUUGCCUUUUUGCCAGCACUACAAUCAAGGAAGAGGAUGAGAUGCUCUAUGAUUAUGGCAUUCCCGAAGCAAAACUACCAUGGAACAAAAAAUUAAUAUUGCAUUUUGAAUCAUUUAUCAUUGAUAAUUUAGUGUACAGUAUGUAUCAAAAAUUUUAUCUUAAAUUAUCUGCAGAUUGUGUUAGUUUACGCCAAAAUGGUUAGUAGCACCUUCAAGCUACAGGCUUCCUCUUUAUAAUGACAUGUCAAGAGAUUGUGUAAAGAUUCACCUAGCUGCAGUGUGGAGAGAGAGAGAAGGAGAAUUGAAAAGGAUUUAUGCUGGCAUUACUACCUAAAACUUACAUACGGUCAUGGAUGGCUGAGUAAUAAAUGGUUUUGACCAAUGGGUCAAAUUGGGCUUGGGACAAAAGUCACAGUAAGUCCUCAGGUAAAGGUUUAUGUCGUGCUUUCGUUUGAUUGGUCCCAAGCCCAUUUUCACCCAUUGGCCAGAAACAUUGAUUACUCACCUCUUCGAUGUCAAGCCUUGUAUGCGACUAAGUGUUGCAGUUGGAAAUCCAUUUCUUCUGCCACUAACAAUUCUAGGAUUCUGCUGAAAGUGAUUUCUGACAGGUUCAGUGUUUUCCUCAGAUCGUCCUGUUUGCUGCCUUCUAGAGUUUGCUUUGCUCCGAUUGAGGUUGGUCCCUGUUGCAAUAUCAAAACUGUCCAGAGAUACUGGUUGCUUUUAACCUGGCAUAUUUUUCCUUCUUGAAAUGAGUCAAGUUACAAAUGUAGUAGCAAUAAGUUUGUUAAUACUGAUGGCCAUACCAGUCCUUCAAAGCAUGUUUACCUUCCUUGUGAAACACACUUUGUAUAUUGAGUAUUGACUUGAUUUUAUUUAGCCUAGAGAUGGAGUCCGCCCUGCUGAUUCAGCGUGGGGUAGCGUUGCAGUCGGAGGUGUUUCUGGUGAACCCAUCGGGCAUCCCGUGGUUGAUAACUCAGCAGUGAGAGGUGACUUUGGUAACCCCACUGGGCACUGCUGUGGUGAUCCAGUCACGGAUUACCCUUCAGUGAAUGAUAACUCUGGUGACCCGAAAGCGUAUGGGUCUGGUGAUCCCGUUAAGGAUAAUCCUGCAGUCAGAGGUGACUCUGCUGACCUCACUGGUGAUCCCGUCGGGGAUAACUAACUUUUCAGUUGGAAAUGACUCAUGUGAUCUCAUAGGUGACUCAGAUAAUUCUGAUGAUCCAGUUCUGAGUGACUCAGAUGAUUGCACUGGAGAUGACUCGGAUCCAGUUGUCAGUGACUCAGAUGAUCGCAUUGGAGAUGACUCGGAUCCCGUUGCAGGUGGCUCGGAUGAUCCCAGCGGAGGUGACCCAGAUGAUCCAGUUUCAAGUGACUCAAGUGAUCCUAUUGGUGCAGAAUCAGUUGGUCCAGAUACAUUUAGAUGUGACUGGAGGUGGCUCUGACGAUGCUAUUAGAGUCAUAGAUGAUCUGCACAGAAAUGACUCGGACGUCUAUGUGUCUGAGUCAAACAGUAAUGAUGAAAGUUUGGUGUUUGAUCCGUUACCUGGUGUUUCAAGAAGUCUGAGAGCAUCUCACAACUGUGAUUUUCUGGAACCUGCGGAAGGUUAAAACAUAUGAAAGAAUAUGUCCAAAAAGGCCCUGUGUUUACUGUGGAGAGGCACAGUCGCAGCUUACCCAUCACAUGCGAAGGAAACACCCGGAGCAGGAAGAAGUAAAAGCAGAGCUUAAACUUCCUCAAAAUGAAAUGCUUGAGGCCCUGUCCCAGAUUCGAAAGAAUGGGAUUUACAAAGAAAACAUACGAAGGAUGAAAUCUAGUGAGGGAUCUUCAUGUGAACUAAUGAGGGAGAGAAACCAAGGGACUUCAGAAAUAGUUAUGUGUGGAAGUUGUCAUGGCUUUUAUAGUAUGUCACGUAUAUGGCGACACAAGCAAGUCUGCCAUUCCACAGCUGUUAGAAAAGUAUCUUCCGUGCCAGUUUCAUCAUUGAGGAAUGCUGGUAGCCAUAACAUCGAUGCCAAAUUUCAGUCUUCUAUUCUUGAUCAAUUUAGGACAGACACUGUUGGGGAGAUCUGCAGAACCGAUACAAUGAUUAUUCAGGUAGGGAAGAAACUGUGGAGUCGAUCUGUGAAUAGGGAGAAGUCAAUCAUAAUGAAUGAUAUGAGAAGAUUGGGGAACCUUCUUGUGAAAAUGAGAAAUAUUUCUGAGAACUGCAGUCUGAAUGGCGAGGACAUGCUGAAACGUGGGAACUUUGCUUCUCUAGAAUUGGCCCUGGAUGACCUUAGUGAGAAGCCCAACGGAGAAGUGAAAGCUGGAUUAAGCCUAAGUGUGGGCUGUCUUCUGAAGAAAGGAGCAAAAGUCAUGAAAGGGGUGUACAUCAUUGAGGAUAGAUUGGAGGAAGCCGAGGAAAUUGAUCGCUUUCUUGCUUUGUUGGAUCUCAACUGGGAUUUUUUGUUCAGCAGAAGCUUGUUUCUUGUAGAAAGCAACAGGCAGGCUGUACUCAGGAAGCCCCACUCCAUGCCACUGGAACGUGAUAUUAAACGGCUGAAGGGCUUCACUGUUACUGCUAUGGCAGAACUUGUUGACAGCUGCGAUAAGUCUGAUGUCCACGUAUUCAACAAACUAAGGGCCUUAGCAGUCUCUAGGUUGACAGUGUUCAAUGCACAUCGGGGAGGUGAACCAAGCAGGAUGACACUCGCUGAGUGGCAGGAUGCCAGUCAGGCCUGGGUUGAUCCUCAACAUGCAGAGGCAAACAGAGACCCCAUCGAAAAGUACCUACUUGACUCGUAUAAUCUGGCGUAUCAAAAAGGAAAGGGAAGCAGGAAGCUUUUUCCCGUAUUGAUUCCCAAUGACACAGCACGAGCAAUUGACAAGCUUGUGGAGAUGAGAUCAUCAGUUGGCGUGUUGGAACAUAUACCUCUUCCCGUAUACUCAGAAGUCUGGCAAUCAUGUAAAUGGAUGGGCGGAACUGAAGAAGGUGACCGACAAAAUAUCGCUUCAACACUCUACGCCCUUCAAGAUGUCCCUGAGAAAGACAGAAAUACCUUCUACAAGCACAUGGGCCAUUCACAAGAGAUCAAUACUAAUGUGUACCAGUGCCCUCUUGCUGUGAGGGAAAUAACGUCAGUUGGGAGCUAUCUCAGAAAGAUAGAUGGCACAACUCCUCAGUCCAAAUCCACACCAGUCAAAACAGACAGGGCCAAUGGAUCCAGGAAACAACAUGUCAUGCCGGAGUCACCAGAUGAAUCAACAAGACAUAGCAGGCAUCCAGCGGUCUCUUCCUCAAGUGAACCAAGGAUAAUAUACAAGACACCCAAGAAACAUGUCACAUUUGUACCGAGUGGUUUGACCUCCACACAUUCAAAAUCCAAGACAAAGCACUCUCUAAUUUUUUCUCGAAAGGAUAGAGGUUAUACUAGGUGGAAGGAAAGAGACACAGCUUGUGUCAGGAAUGGUUUCAAAGACUGGAUAAUGGACAAGACGCAUACGGGGGCUAAAAGGGUCUUUGCCAGGCAAGGUCGAAGUUAAGCAAUUUCUUCGUAAAUUCCCCCACAUCCUUGACCCAGCAGGGAUCACUACACCAGAGAAGAUAGCUCUCAUAAAGACAAAAGUUUUCAACGAAAGAGGAAAAGAAAGAAAAAGAGACCAAGAAUUGGAAAAAAGGGACAGAGAGCGUUUUGUUACAAAUUAGCACAUUUCCAUAUUAGCACACCAGUUUAGGGUGCUUUUGAAAAACAGGUGGAUGAACCAAAAUUUUCCUUUUUAAAUGAAAGUACUGAUCUCCAUAGGGCAUGUAGCUCUGUGAAUAAAGCCACUGCGCCGCCAUGUUGAGCUAGUCAAUACAGUAUGCCAGGUGUGUUGCGAUCACAGAUCAACCCAUUGUUCGUUUGCAAAUACCAGGGAAGGAAUUUCGUCAUCUGAGGAGCAAGGCCACUUUGGCCUUAAAAACAUUAAACUUUUCAUGGCACCAAAGCAUUCAUUAACGCAUCAAGGCCAGUGGAUAUGUUAAAUCCUCAUCCCAGAAAGCAGGCAUCUUUAAUCAAGUCUCUGUAGAUGACAUAAGAAUUGUUAUGUUUCGGUCACAGAUAAGGCAGAAUGAUUGUGUUAUAAACAAAAUCUACCUUGGUGUAAAGGGCUCCUAAUAACUGAAACGUAAUUUCAACUAAUUAUAUUUUCAGCAAUAAUCAAGUCUCUGUAGAUGACAUAAGAAUUGUUAUGUUUCAGUCACUGAUAAUGCUGAAUGGUUGUAUUUUAAACAAAAUCUACUUUAGUGUAACAGGCUCUUGAUAACUGAAACCUAAUUUCAACUAAUUAUAUUUUCAGCACGCAUCUUAAUCAUGUCUCUGUAGAUGGUAUAAGAAAUAAUGAUGUUUCAAUCACAGAUAAUGUAGGAGAGUGAUGUAUAAUGGUUGAACCAUAGAUUUUGAUUAUUCAAAGUUGAUUACCACUUCAAACUUUUUGUUUGUUACCAACCCAGUUCCCUGUAGACAGUUGUUCGGAAUUGUAUGUGAACUUCAUUUAAUAACUUUACAGUAAUCUGAUAACUUAAGAAAUGGUCCCUGAAUAUGUAACUGCAGUCUUAAGUUAAAUAUUGAAUAUUAUCGUUAAGCAAAUUGGUAGCAUAUUGUACAGUGUGUAUGCUGAAAUGUCAGGUUUCUUAGCUUACAGUGUGUUUGACAGCUACUUAUUAAUUGUACAUGUUUACCAGGCUGCUGCACUGUUAAAAACAUUGUGCAUGAGCAUGAUCUGUAUGUGCAUCAGCAAAUCAAGUUUACUUCAGUAGAGAUAAAUUUGUUAUCUCAUGAAUGUGAGUAGAACAUGGAAUAAUGUAGGGUGUCUGUGUCCCAUAUGUCACUUAGCCUUAGGCCUCAUGUCAUGGAACGUGGAAGCAAUACUAUUCUGUGUGCUACUUGCACUCAAGGGAUACAAGAUGUAUUAAGUGUUAUUCUAGAAAUCACUUGUUUUAUUUUUGUUCCCUCUUUUUAUGGUAUUCAAAAACUUAAUAAUUGCCUGUUAUGAAACCAGCAUUCAACUACUGGAACAACUACUAGGAAUAUUAGUGAUAUACUUUCAGUAUUUGGAAACAUACAAAUACAACUGGAAUGGGAAGUAAAAUAAGAGAACCAAUAGGACUACACACUCAAAAAUGAGGUUGUUGGAACCAGACGUUAUACCAACCAACAUAAUUUGACUGUUGAAGAAUGUAUCUAAAAGUUUUCAGUGCACUCCUGUCGGCCAUCCCCAUUCAUUACUAUUUUGAAAUUUUGUGAACACGUUCAAAACUAGUGGUGUAUUCCAAAAACAGUUUGCAAUUCUCAAACUUGAUCUAUCUAUAGGUUUGCUUCAGCAUUUCCAGAGUAUAAUUAUCAAUUUGUUGAUUGCUGCUGAUGCUACAUUGUGAGCAUACAUAUUAGGGCAUUCUGCCACAGCAAAUCUUCACCCUAGAAACUCUUUAAUGAGGUUAUUUUUAAAAUGUUGGUUGCUCCAGUCUGGUUCUCAGUGUCUGAAAUCUAAAUUUGAAUGGAUGUAAGCUGCUACAAUUUGAUGCAAAAGUCCCGUUCUCAACUUGAAGCAGACUGUUCUAAACUCUGUGCAUGCACCACAUUCAUGUGUGUGUUCAUGUAUUCCGUGUUCCAAUUGCACUAAUGGGAUACUUUUGACAAGGCCAACUGACAAAAGGACAUACAUGUAUUAUGAGAUGUUUUUAAAAUCGCCAAAUUUUUUUACUUACAUGUAUGUUCCUUCUUUUUUACAGUAUACAAAAACUCAAGUAUUACCUGUUGUGAAACCAGCAUUCAAUUUCUGAAACACAAUUAGAGAUGUGAAUAUUAGUCAUGUUCUUACUGUUUAGUGAUCUGUGAGAUUCGGUAUUUUGAAACAUUAUACAAAUUUGAAUAGAAGGGGAGUAAAAAUAAAAGAACCAAUAAACAUUAAUUAACGAGGCCUCAAAA
Messenger RNA from Acanthaster planci (crown-of-thorns starfish), 6184 nucleotides. RefSeq lists its product as uncharacterized. The record is from RefSeq and is a predicted model, not a curated record. NCBI's taxonomy places the organism in Eukaryota, Metazoa, Echinodermata, Asteroidea, Valvatida, Acanthasteridae.